Molecule: messenger RNA, 1001 nt
Organism: Ichthyophthirius multifiliis
Lineage: Eukaryota; Ciliophora; Oligohymenophorea; Hymenostomatida
Exons: 1
Source: RefSeq, a predicted model, not a curated record
GAUUUUAUCAAAUGACAAGAAAUAAAUCGAGUAAUAAUUCGAUUCUACAAUUAAAAACUUAAAAAUUGCCAUUGAAUAAAAGUAAAGGGAAAUCGCAGAAAUCUAAUAAAAACUAAUUCCUUCAUUUGAUUAAGAUAUGAUGAGAAUUAAAAUAAUAAAUGAAUUAGAAAUUCCUCAUAGAACUUAAUUGGAGGCCAAACAGGAAGAAAUAGAAAGAUAAUAGGAAUAAAUUUAUGAAUAAAAAAGAUAAUUAGAUAUUCUUUAUUCCCGUUUAGAAAUGGAUAAAGGAGAGUUCGAACGAGAAAUAAAGUCAAUAAAAGAUCGUCAUUAAAACGAAGUAUAAGAAUUGAUUAAUGAAUUGGAAAAUUUAAAUGAUAAAAUAAAUGAUUAGAAAGAUAAAGACAUUAUUAGAAAAUAAAAACGAGAAUCGGAUGAAUAUAGGUAAAAAUUAAAUCAAAAAGAAUAAGAAUGUGAAGAAUUAAGAAGGGAAAGAGAUAAAUGUAGGGAAGAUAAGAAUGAAAAUUUGAUAAAGUUUUCGAAAUAAAUUGAAUAGGAAAGAAACGAGAAAAGAAUUUAUAAAAGCGAAAGUGAAAAACUCGGUAUAAGAUUAAGGUUUUUAGAAGAAGAAUAAAAAAAAAAUAGAAUAAAAAUCGAUUCGUUUUAAAGUGAAAAUGAAAUUAAAAAAAGCGAAAAAGAUAACUUUUUGGAAGAAAAUAGAAAAAAAGAUGAUCUUAUUCAUAAUUUAUAAAGGAGAAUAUAAGAAUUAGAAGAUGAUAUAGUAUAAAUUUAGGCUAAAAAUAUGGACAAAGAAUAAAAAAUUUAUAAUGAAGAACAUGAUAGGUUUGUUGAAGAAAGAAAUAAAAAUAAUUCAUUAUUAAGAGAAAAUGAAGUACUUAAAAAUAAUGUUAAUGAUCUAUAGGAAGAAAAUAAAUCUUUUAGGAAUAAACUAUAGAAAGAAUUAUCUAAUUUAAGAUAGGAUAUUAUGAUUGUGGCAGAUGAAA